GUCGGCACCGCAGAGACGCGAUCGGACGGUCGAGAGAAACACGACUUCAGCCUUGUGAGAGCCCUCAUACGAAUAUUACCCCCAAAAACAGCAUAAGUAACGGCAAUAGGGUUCAGUUCUGCUGCUCCAUCUCCUCCAUUUCUAACUAACCAGCUUUCUCUCUUCCUAGCUUGCUCCCCUGCUCGAUCACUGGCAGUGACUGAUCACAAUGGCUAUACUCGUGAUCACGGUUAACAUGCAAUGCUGCCGCUGCAAAGAGAAGAUCGACAAGAUCCUCAACUGCCUGAGAUGUAAGCAUUGCAUCGAGAAGAUCGAGUACGAGGGCGAGAAGGUGAUCGUCCGGGGAGGCUUCUGCGCGGAGGAGCUCCGCAAGUGCAUCUGGCGCAAGGCCGGAUGCAAGGUCAUCGUCAGCAUCGUCAUCGUCGAGUUGUGGCCGCCGCCGAAGCCGAAGCCGGUGGAGGUCAACGUCAGCGUCAAGACCGAGGUCACCGCGGAGGCCAAGGCCGCCGCCGAGGCGGCCGCCAGGGCCGCCGUCGCCGUCGUCAUCAAGGAGAGGGGGCUGCAGCAGCACUGCGGCGGCAAGCCGCCGGGGUGCAAGAUGGUGCCGUUCCCGUACCCGGUGCCAUACCCCGUGCCCUGCAAGUGCUGCCCGCACCGCCGCCGCCGCCAUGCCCGCAGCGGCCCUGCUCGCCGCGCCGUGCCCCCGGCCGCCGCCUCCAUGCCCGCAGCGGUCCUGCUCGCCGCCGCCGUGCCUGCGGCCCUGCUCGCCGCCGCCGUGUCCGCGGCCGCCGUGCCCGCCGCCGCCGCAGCAUUUCUGCCAGCAGCGGCACUGCUCGUCGCAGUGGGGCGGCAGCUGCAACUGCAACGUGAACGUCAUGGUGUGCGAGCAGGAGGUUGGUCCAUGCUCCGUCAUGUGAUCGAUCGAUCGAUCGGACAGUACAGUCUGAAUUGAAAUCGGAAUAAACGCCACACGCCGAUGUUUAUAUUUGGCGAAAUUUGGUACGAGACAUGCAUCCUAGAUUGAUUUGUGGUAUCUGAUGUAGGGCGCUUUAGAAAUGUGGUUUUGCCAUAGCACAUUCUGGAUUUGGUGGUAAUUUUCUAAAAAAUAAGCCAGUUUGAACUCAACAAAUUUGUUUGAAUUCAGCUUUUUUUUCCAGUUUUUUUAUUGAAAUUUCCAUUCUAUCUCAAUCGUCUAAAAAAAAAUCUUCAAUAAAGCUGGAUUGAGCAUGCAAUUUGAAAUGAGUGUAAAAGCAUCCUUUUUGCAAUUUGAAAUGAGUGUAAAAGCAUCCUUUUUUGAAAUUAAAUUCUCUAGCAGUUGAAGCCAAAAAUGAUAAAAUAAUGGUUAUAGUGUUUUUAGCAAAUUAUCACCAAACCGGAGUGUCCAAUGGCAAAAGACAAUGUUUCUGGAGUGUCCUAAGGUAAAUGGCCACAAAUCUAUGAUGCAUGUACUGUAGUAAAUUUUACCAUGUUUAUUCUGGCAUUGUUUGUGUGGACUGGUGGUGUGCUCUGUAUACUGCGUGGAAUAUGGUCACAAAAUCAUACAGUGCCAGCUAGCCAAAACUGUGUACAAGAAUCUUUGUGUUAAAUCUUGUAAUUUCUUGUCUAUAUAUAUUACAUAUGCAUGCAAUUGGCUGUGUAAAUUUGACAUGUAUUUUGUCCAAUGUGAUGAAUUAUCAACCAAUGCAUCAAUAAGAGGCAAGAGUACUUUAA
Messenger RNA from Oryza sativa Japonica Group (Japanese rice), 1710 nucleotides. RefSeq names its product protein PYRICULARIA ORYZAE RESISTANCE 21. NCBI's taxonomy places the organism in Eukaryota, Viridiplantae, Streptophyta, Magnoliopsida, Poales, Poaceae. The record is from RefSeq and is a predicted model, not a curated record.